GCUAUAACUGGUAGUUCCCCGAACCGCUUCAGUUGCUCCGAGCAGCAAAAAUCGCUGCGUGCGAGCAGCGGCAUGUUUCUUAACCAGCUCUGGCAAAGCGGUCACAUUUCUUCACAGGGAUGGUGGUCGCGACGUUACAGGUACGCUGCGGGCGGCCCUUUCCAUUCCGCUCGUCCUUACAUUCCGUCUGCACGCCCCUCAGUUGCUGUGCGUCAGUUCUCUCCGGAGAGCGGAGGAAAAGACUCCAUGCAAAAUCUGAACGAGCGCCUUGCCUCAUACUUGGACAAGGUGUCCGAGUUAGAGGCAUCAAACCAGAAACUUGAACAUCAGAUCCAGGAGUAUGUCAACAAGAAGGCGCCUGGGGAGCACCGAGAAUUCACAGCGAAGUUUCAAACCAUCACUGAGCUUCGCCAGCAGAUCACUGACUACUUCUGUGCAAUUACGAAGUUAAAUCUGCAGAUUCAACAUGCCCAGUUUGAAACUCAAGACUAUCAAAUCAAGACUGAUGAGGAGGCGAAGAUGUGCCUGUCCUCUGAGAUGGAGGUCCACCUGCUGCAGGCGCUCCAGAGAGAUGGAGAGGCCCAGAAUGCCGAGCUGGAGUUUGAGCUCAGUCAGAAAGAAGAGGAGCUGGCCUACCUGAGUACAGAGCACCAGGAUAGACUUCUUGAGGUCCGCUCACUGGAAUCUGGUUCUGUGAAUGUGGAACUAGCCACCAAAGAGUCUGCGGAUCUGAUUCAGGAGCUUCAUCACAUCAGAGAGCAGUGUAUGGCUGUGGUCCAGAAAAACCAACGGGAGGUCGAGAAAUGGUUUGAUAAGAAGAUGAGUGAGCUUCAGGCCCAAGAGACACACAACUCGACAGAGACUGAAUCCAGCACAACGUGUCUGUGCGAGCUCAAGCAAACUUUCCAGAAUCUAUCCAUUGAGCUGCAACAACUGCACUCUCAGAUGUCGUUCCUAGAGCAAAACAAGAUGGAGAUGACAACCAGGUAUAGCCAGUGCCUCCUUCAGUAUCAGAUGAGGGUGAACAGCCUGGAAGAUGAGCUUCGAAGGCUUCGCUCAGACAUCAACCAGCAGGGGACAUUAUAUCAGCAGCUACUUGACAUCAAGACUCACCUGGAACUAGAGAUUGCACAAUAUAGGAAGAUCCUGGAUGGAGAGGGCAUCAGUGAGUGUGUUUCCGGCUCAAACAUCAGUGCGGUCACCUCCAAGCACACCUCCAGCAUCGACACCGGUUUUAAAGCCAGUACCACAACCUACAGUGCUGUAACAAAUGGCUCACUUGACCACAAACAGACGUCUAGUUCAGCGGUCUCCUCCUCCAGUGCCGAAGGACGCACAGAAAAAACGAGAAGAGAGAUCAUUCAAAGCCGCUUCCUGGGUGAAGGGUCAACUAGCACUUUGGUGGUGCAAGAACAGAUAAUUAUUUCAAAACAGAACAAACCAGUUGCCAGUGAGAGGGAACAACCAACAUUUACAAAGAGUGCCUCUAGUGUCCAAAGAUCUACCAUUAGUAACCUUCAUAACACAGCAAAAACCACAUCUCAGAUCAGUCAUGUUGACAGUCAGGCUAGCGCAGAAUCUCAGGUUCCUAAAAGCUUGUCAGACCAAAUUGGUCAUGCAAAAGAUGCCACUAUCAGCAUUCAUACCACUAAGACAGUAGAGAUUAAGAAUACUACUAAUGCAGCUGAUUCUUGGCCUGAAGAGAGAUCAAUUGAAGUUAAGUCAGUAUCAGAGACACAAACAAACCUGGCUAAUGCUGAAACGCAGGUUAUUAAAGCAGGAAAGAACACAGCUGAAAAACUAACAAAGACUAGCAUUUUUGAAAAGGUCAUGGCGUGGAAUGCUCCCCAAGAUCUGGCAGAUAUGAACAUUGCAGAAAGUGACAUUGAGGUAUUAGCCCCAGAAAGCACUGUUGAGGUAAAGACCACUAAAAAUGCAGUUGUUUCUAGUGCUAUGGGAAGUCUACUGAAUACUAAUACUGCUACCAGUGUUGUUGAGUCUAACAUUGUCCAAGGUCAUAUUGAGAUAUCAGCUCCUGAAAGCAUUGUUGAGGUUGCGACUACUAGAACAGUAGUUGGUACAAGUGCUAUGGAAAGUCUACUGAAUGCUGGCAUUGCUACUAGUGCUGUUCUGUCUAACAUUGUCCAAGGUCAAGUUGAGACAUCAGCUCCUGAAAGUACUGUUGAAGUUAAGACUUCUCGAAGUGUAGUUGGUACAAGUGCUAUGGAAAGUCUACUGAAUACUGGCAUUGCUACAAGUGCUAUUGAGUCUAACAUUGUCCAAGGUCAAGUUGAGAUAUCAGCUCCUGACAGCAGUGUUGAACUUAAGACUACUAGAACUGUAGUUGGUACAAGUGCUAUGGAAAGUCUACUGAAUGCUGGCAUAGCUACUAGUGCUGUUCUGUCUAACAUUGUCCAAGGUCAAGCUGAGACAUCAGCUCCUGAAAGUACUGUUGAAGUUAAGACUUCUCGAAGUGUAGUUGGUACAAGUGCUAUGGAAAGUCUACUGAAUACUGGCAUUGCUACAAGUGCUAUUGAGUCUAACAUUGUCCAAGGUCAAGUUGAGAUAUCAGCUCCUGACAGCAGUGUUGAACUUAAGACUACUAGAACUGUAGUUGGUACAAGUGCUAUGGAAAGUCUACUGAAUGCUGGCAUUGCUACUAGUGCUGUUCUGUCUAACAUUGAUCAAGGUCAAGUUGAGAUAUCAGCUCCUGAAAGCACUGUUGAGGUUAAGAUCUCUCGAAGUGUAGUUGGUACAAGUGCUAUGAAAAGUCUACUGAAUGCUGGCAUUGCUACUAGUGCUGUUGAGUCUGACAUUGAUCAAGGUCAAGUGGAGAUAUCAUCUCCUGACAGCAGUGUUGAACUUAAGACUACUAGAACUGUAGUUGGUACAAGUGCUAUGGAAGGUUUACUGAAUUCUGGCAUUGCUACUAGUGCUGUUCUGUCUAACAUUGAUCAAGGUCAAGUUGAGAUAUCAGCUCCUGAAAGUACUGUUGAAGUUAAGACUUCUCGAAGUGUAGUUGGUACAAGUGCUAUGGAAAGUCUACUGAAUGCUGGCAUUGCUACUAGUGCUGUUCUGUCUAACAUUGUCCAAGGUCAAGUUGAGACAUCGACUCCUGAAAGUACUGUUGAAGUUAAGACUUCUCGAAGUGUAGUUGGUACAAGUGCAAUGGAAAGUCUACUGAAUACUGGCAUUGCUACAAGUGCUAUUGAGUCUAAAAUUGUCCAAGGUCAAGUUGAGAUAUCAGCUCCUGACAGCAGUGUUGAACUUAAGACUACUAGAACUGUAGUUGGUACAAGUGCUAUGGAAAGUCUACUGAAUGCUGGCAUUGCUACUAGUGCUGUUCUGUCUAACAUUGAUCAAGGUCAAGUUGAGACAUCAGCUCCUGACAGCAGUGUUGAGGUUAACACCUCAAGAAUUACAGUUGGUACAAGUGAAAGUCUUCUGAAUACUGGUAGCAUGUCUGGAACUGUUGAGACUGACGUUGUUCAGUGUAUGGCUCAGACACCAUCUCUGCAAACCACUGUUGAGACCACCAAUACUGAAAGUACUGAAACCACUGAGAGUGUCCCGAAGGCUGUAGGCGAAAUAAGGGCUUUUGAGACUAGCACCAGUUCCAGUACCAGUAGUCUAUUGACUACUCCUCAGGUUGUCGUUGAGACAAACACUGUUCAAGGCGUCAAGGAGACACAAGUUCCUCAAAAUGUAGAUACUGAAAAUAUCAUUGAAACCCGUGUUCUCGAGAGUAUAGCUGAGGUGAGCAUCCCUGAUCCUGCUGUUCAGUUGAAUACUUCUCAGAGUGGCAGUGUUAAAGACAUAGCUACUGGGAAACGUGCAGUGAAUAGGCAGAAUAUCAACAACAGAGACAAUCAGUUGUCCAACGGAACCCAGAACAGGUAUGAGCUCAUGUACAAAGGGUCAGGGGCGAGUACAACAAGACAAGACUCUCAAACAGCCAGCGUCCUUCAAUCGAGAAAUCCAUAUCUCAAUCAGUCAGCUUCCACAGGACAUACUGAUUUUCCCAUUGUUGGUGGAGGUACUGAGGGCUUAACCUUGGAUGCUGUUGCUCGCAAUAGUGGUAGAAGCAGUCAAGUCAUUGUUGGCAGUUCCCAUCGCGAAGCCAGGAUUAGUCAGGCACGAACCCACACAGAGGGAAGAGUCGAGGUCACAAACACCAGUCCAGGUAGUGAGCAGAGAAUGACUCGCCAGAGAAACAUUAGUCCUAACAGAAAUGUGCACAGCAGUCCAGGGUCUCAGCGGACGAGGUUGAAUAGCACUGGCAGUGUGGGAUCGGACUCUGGAAUAGGCUAUGGUACAGGGAUGGGCGGCUUCUCCAGUCCCACCAAGCCCGGAGUGGUCAGCAGCGCAGGCACUGGCGUCUGGAUCAUGAGCUCAGAGAAUGAUAGUCCGUACACCAUCAGCACCAGAAGCAGAGGCAGUGGGGAUAAGAUCACCACCUAUGGGAGCGGGGUGAGCUCGGGCAGAAUCAGCACCACAGGAAGUGGAAAUAGAAUCAGCAGCACAGGAAGUGGUGGGAGGAUCAGCAACUCAGGAAGUGGGAAUAGAAUCAGCUACGCAGGAAGUGGAAACCGAAUUAGCAGUGCAGGAAGUGGAAAUAAAAUCAGCUAUGCAGGAAGUGGAGGGAGGCUCAGUAGCUCAGGAAGUGGAGGGAGGAUAAGCAGCGCAGGAAGUGGAAAUAGAAUCAGCAGUGCAGGAAGUGGAAAUAGAAUCAGCAGCGCUGUAAGUGGAAAUAGAAUCAGCAGUGCAGGAAGUGGUGGCAGGAUCAGCAGUGCUGGCACUGGAAACAGCAGGAUCAGCAUGGGCACUGCCAUGGGCAGCUCUGCCAACAGGACGGUCAUCCGUAGCACCGGCAGUUCUGGCGGAGGGAGCAACCGAGACCGAAUCAGUGUCUGCAAGAUAGCCGCCCUCUCCAAAGCAGCUGCAGUGAAGGAGAAAUCAAUGGAGAGCCAGGGCCUGCUGCAGAUGAAGUCGGGGACCCAAGGAGCAGUUGAUCCAGAUGAGGAGUUGAACAUACCAGCUGUUCCAUAAGACUUGGGAGGCCGCUUUACUCUGUUAAUUAUUAUAUCCACAUAUGACUACUCAUUAUAACAAAAUGUGAAUGUGACUUCAUGGAUAUUGGAUUGUACUUGUCAGUGUAGUUUUAUUUUUCUAGAACACAUAUCUUUUGUGAAGACUGUCAAACAAAUGCUUUAUUUCAUGUUUUUUAUAUAAAGUAAAAAAAAAAUCUUUCAUCACGGAAGCACCCAGCAAAGUCUAGUUUGCAUAAAGCACUGCUGUGUUCCUAAUUCCCCUUAUAUAUUUGAUAUAGAUAAGAGAGUCUUAUUAUGUUUUGUUUUCUAUACAUCCAUUGUGUUAAAACGUAAACCUUAACUUGACUAAAGGUCAUUGGAUAAGACAAGUAAUGUACAGUUGGUUAGCCAAAAAAAGUAAUUUAUGAUAUUUUUUCAAGGGCAUUUCAGGGUCACGAUUAGUCACUUUGGUUAAAAAUGUGUCAGCCAAAUGUAAUGUAAUUACUGUUUUUGUUGCAUGGCUGAAAUAUAAAAGUCCUGUACUGUAAGUGUGGCAUUGUU
This is a messenger RNA of Alosa sapidissima (American shad), 5591 nucleotides long. Its product is annotated as mucin-19-like. The coding region runs from base 73 to 5049 and encodes 1658 amino acids. Gene Ontology annotation, molecular function: structural molecule activity. The transcript is spliced from 10 exons. The record is from RefSeq and is a predicted model, not a curated record. Lineage: Eukaryota; Metazoa; Chordata; Actinopteri; Clupeiformes; Clupeidae.